Messenger RNA from Mytilinidion resinicola, 977 nucleotides. RefSeq lists its product as uncharacterized. The record is from RefSeq and is a predicted model, not a curated record. The transcript has a single exon. Gene Ontology annotation, biological process: regulation of translational fidelity. Gene Ontology annotation, molecular function: tRNA binding; double-stranded RNA binding; nucleotidyltransferase activity. Gene Ontology annotation, cellular component: cytoplasm. Bases 116 to 865 code for a protein of 249 amino acids. Lineage: Eukaryota; Fungi; Ascomycota; Dothideomycetes; Mytilinidiales; Mytilinidiaceae.
AUCUCAUUCCGUAGGUUGCCCAUAAGCUGAAGAUUUCGGCUCACGUUUAGCCUCUCUUCCAGCCUUGAGAUCAGCAGGCAUCCACGACAUCAACCCCAGGAGAAAUCCAACCAUCAUGCCUAUAGAGAAAACCCAUCUCCACAAGAUAAUUCCAGAGCCCGGAGGUCUUCCGAAUGCCAAAAAUGAUGCCUCUCGUGCUUUCGAAGUCCUCAAAGCAGGUGGGGUCGUCAUCGCGCCCACAGAAGUUGGCUACGGACUCCUAGCCGCCUCCACCGAAGCUGUCCAGAAAGCCUUCGCUGCAAAGAAACGCAAGCCAGGACAUGCUCAAGGUGUCAUUGGUACCUACCAGCUUCAUCGGGAGCUGCAUAUCCUCGACGAGAAGCGAUUUGAGAUGACUCGAGUCCUUACCCACGAUUUGGACAUGUCUUUUGGCGUUGUCGCUCCUUUCCGAGCAGACCAUCCGCGUCUGCGGCAGCUUACCUCGGAGACAUUGGCAAAUUGCACCAAGAACGAGACGCUUGGCAUGUUCGUCGGAGGCGGUUCUUUUCUCCUCGAACUGGGGAGACUCAACGAUGAAGAUGGCCAGAUCAUGCUUGGUUCCAGUGCCAACCUCACCGGUCGUGGUCAGAAGUUCCGCGUUGAAGAUAUUGAGAAUGAGAUCAAAGAAGCGGCAGAUUUGAUCGUGGACUACGGCUUGCAAAGAUAUUACACGUAUGGUCGAGCGUCUAUUAACUUUGAUUUCGGUAAUAUGAAAGUCUUGCGGAUGGGAUCUUGCUACGAGCUCUUCAGAGAACGGAUGGCUAAGUUUUGGGGCGUUAAGCUGCCCGAGGACCCUGAUUACAAGACCGGUCCGAAAGAAGAAUGAAUACAUUCCUCCUCUCCUAAUUUUCUGCUCGCUCUCAAGCAAUCUCCUGCACUUUUGGCCUUCUGCUGUGUAGGAAGUGCAAUAACAGCGUCCCAAUGAUCGCGAAACCCCC